Sclerotinia sclerotiorum 1980 UF-70 is the source of this 312-nucleotide messenger RNA. RefSeq lists its product with no specific name. The record is from RefSeq and is a predicted model, not a curated record. The coding region runs from base 1 to 312 and encodes 103 amino acids. NCBI's taxonomy places the organism in Eukaryota, Fungi, Ascomycota, Leotiomycetes, Helotiales, Sclerotiniaceae. The transcript has 2 exons.
AUGCUUUUCGUAGCAUCACCGGUAUGCUUUGAUGGAAUGGUUGCCGAAUCGGGUGUGUCAGAGGGUGUGUCAGAGGGUGUGUCAGAGGGUGUGUCAGAGGGUGUGUCAGAGGGUGUGUCAGAGGCUAUGUCGGAGGGUGGUGGGUCAGAGAAAAAAAAAAGUGCGUUAGGCAUAGGAGCCUCCAUCCAUUCGACAAGUUUGGAGAGCUUUUCUUCGGUGGUUUUAAGUUUGGGAGCCCCUCGAGCAAUGGUACCGAGCCAAGCAUCUGUGGAUUGCCGUCGCUCUUGCGCCCCUGUAAUGAUAAGUCGUUGA